Molecule: messenger RNA, 579 nt
Organism: Phalaenopsis equestris
Lineage: Eukaryota; Viridiplantae; Streptophyta; Magnoliopsida; Asparagales; Orchidaceae
Product: WAT1-related protein At5g47470-like
Exons: 2
Coding region: 1-267 (88 amino acids)
Source: RefSeq, a predicted model, not a curated record
AUGGGAUACAUGAGAGGAAUUUUCUUUGAAGAUUUCCUCAUAAUCAGCGGCUUGCUUCUUAUCCAGGCAGUCUAUGGCUUCUACACCAUCUUCCUCAACCGUGUAUUAGCCCUAGGAUUCAGCUCUCUCUUCAUCAUCUACGCCGGAAACUUCGUCGGAGCCAUCUUCCUUCUUCCUUUUGCAUUUCUGAUUGAGAGAAAGAAAUGGCCGUGGAGGAUUACAGCGGCUAUGGUGGUUCAGUUUGGGUUGAUAGCUUUGGGAGGGUAAGAGAUUAAGUUGCUGCCAUUUAGCUUUAUAAACAUUAAGCAAACAAUUUAUUUUGUAUUUAUACAUUUAAUUGUCAUUAGAAAUAUGAUUAUGGAAAAAUCAAGGGGCAUUUACUUGCAUGUCACCCAAUUCCUGUGUAUUUACAUAUCUAACUUUUCAAAUUUACUUCUUAAAAGUACAUCUUCUGAUGAAUAGAUAAGAUGCCCUAUAUAAAGACUAAAGUUUUGGAGUUAGAUAUGUAAAUACAUAAGAAUUGAGUGGCAUAUGUUAAUUUUCCUUAUUUCACUGUAAUUAGUGCAUUUUUUAGGUUGU